Mangifera indica (mango) is the source of this 810-nucleotide messenger RNA. RefSeq lists its product as uncharacterized. The record is from RefSeq and is a predicted model, not a curated record. Lineage: Eukaryota; Viridiplantae; Streptophyta; Magnoliopsida; Sapindales; Anacardiaceae. The transcript has 3 exons. Bases 286 to 594 code for a protein of 102 amino acids.
AGGUCAAUUCGACUUGCAGACUGGUUCUUUAUCCGGGUCAAAAACUGGCUCAGAAGAAAUGAAUUGAAAAGCAGAAAACUCUACUAAAAUCCAGCAUUAGCGCUUUCAAAACCCAAAAUUAUUUUGAAAAAUCAUUUCAACAGUUCCUGUUAACCCAAUUACUGUCAAUAUAUAAACAUUUUAAUUUGUUUUGAGCUCCAAGAACGUGUUUCGUAGAUGUGUUGAUCCUCGAUUAUGAAUUUGGGGCUCUCUCAAAUUAGAUCAGUUUUGUGAAAGCUGCUUUUAAUGAUGUCAAGACCCCUGUUACUUGUCUCUCUACUGCUUAUACUCAUAAUCACCUCUCAGUUUGAGUGGCGACAACAACUUGUUGUUGACCUGGACACUACUACAACUAUCAACCAUAAGCAAUACCAAAUUUCGAAGAGGGAAGAAGCUGUGAAAGAGAAGAUCAUCUUGUCACAAGAGAAGAACAUUCAGAGACUUAAUGAACUCGUACAAAGUCUUCAGAAACAAUUGUUGUUGUGCAGGGGCAAUUAUGGGACAACAAAUGGCACCGUAAACCACAUGACCAAUCAUGUUACAGAGCUUGAAUGAUAGCAGAUCCUGGAGGACUUGGCAAGGGCCUUACGAGCCUCUGUGUAAAGACUUGGUCUGUUGAUGUUGUAAAAUCCUUCAUCAGCCCAAUUUCAAUUUGAGGUUCCUUUUGAUGUAAGUUUUGUAUCUUUUUCACUCAACUAAAAAAUGCAUGAUGUUAAAGGGCCACCUUACCCAUCUGAAGUAAAUGAUAAGUAAAAAAGCAUUGUAUUCUAA